This is a messenger RNA of Engraulis encrasicolus (European anchovy), 8556 nucleotides long. It is a transcript of the gene pdgfra, whose product is annotated as platelet-derived growth factor receptor, alpha polypeptide. Gene Ontology annotation, cellular component: plasma membrane; signaling receptor complex. The record is from RefSeq and is a predicted model, not a curated record. Gene Ontology annotation, biological process: positive regulation of kinase activity; platelet-derived growth factor receptor signaling pathway; protein phosphorylation. Lineage: Eukaryota; Metazoa; Chordata; Actinopteri; Clupeiformes; Engraulidae. The transcript has 29 exons. The coding region runs from base 664 to 5163 and encodes 1499 amino acids. Gene Ontology annotation, molecular function: platelet-derived growth factor binding; ATP binding; platelet-derived growth factor alpha-receptor activity.
AAUUGGUUUCAUCAUUAGAUGAUGUUUUUUUCUUCUUCUUCAAAUAGCUUUUGAGCUUUGCAAACUUUAAAACGAAUACUUACAAUAUGUUUACAUAUAUAUUUUUAAGUAGGUCUAUUUAGUGUAACGGUGUAGUAGCCAAAGUCAUUGUUACAAGCCUGUUUCAGAGGGUUUUUUUUUUAAAGAAAACAUCAGUGAUUAUUAUUUAUUUUGUUAUUUGCUUUUCUCGUUGGAAUUACCGUUUGGAUUUAUAGUUCCAGUUAGCCUACAUGCAAUUUUCACCGUGCGCACUCUUGGAUAUUUGGAAGAUCUUCUCAAACGGAUUACCACAUUCUGCAGCGAAACAAACGUUGAACUCCAAGAGAAUGGAUGUAUAUAGCCUAUGCAUUGGCCUCUGAGAAGUGACUUGGUUCGGACCUAUAUAGUUGGGGGGACCCUAUCAUUGGCAACAACUGACUUUCUGGAUGCGCCACUCUCAUCUACAGGCUGGGCAUACACACCUAAAUUGGAUCUCAACUCUUUUUUUGCGUGCAUAUGGAAUGACGUUUGCUUGGAGAGGAAUAUCAUAACGCAGCAUCUGUUUGGGGAUGGAUGGCAAUACCCUAGAACAGCAAGCGCCGAAUCGAGGAUCUGCUGAGAGUACAAGUUUCUCUUCUACUUUGGAUGCACGCAGCGCUGGCCGGCCACAACAAGGUGACCAUGGGGGUUUUCAAGACCCAUCUAACACUUUUGGCGGUGUUAGUCAGUGUAUUAAAAGUGCGGAGUGACCCACCCAGCAUCAUUGCAGAAGAAGACGAGUUUGUUGUUGGACUGCACUCGAGAUUCAACAUCAGUUGCACGGGGAAGAACCGACAGGUGGUAUGGGCAGACCCUUUACCUGACGGCGUCGUCGUUUAUCCUUACUAUCACACCGCAACUUUGCUAAUCGGCGACGCUGAGGCCUCUCAUACUGGAUAUUACUCAUGUGUUUACCUCCCGCAAAACGGCGAGCCUGUGCACGAGGCCGCAGAAGAGGAAAUGGCGGAAAUCUACAUCUUUGUGCCAGACCCCACCGUUCCAUUUGUACCGCCGGAGGAGCACACCGAAGCAACCGGCGACUUGAUUCCUUGCCGUGUCACAGACCCCCGCUCCCAUGUCAUGCUCAAAACCUUACCAAGUGACACCGAGCUUCAAGCACCGUAUGACAACAGAAAUGGAUUCUUUGGCAAUUUCUCAGAAGGAACUUAUGUUUGUGAGACCAUUAGCAAGGGUGUGAUCUACGAUCAGGUCUACACUGUGGUUGAAAGGAAACAGGUUGUGGUGAGGCAAGAUUUCACCGUGACGCUGAAGGCCAGCGAGGAGACGGUGAUGGCUGGGGAUGCUUUUAACAUCACCUGCACGGCCCCCCUGGGACCCCAGUACCAGCAGCAGUGGCUCCAUCCACGAAAACAGGCCGUGGAUGCGGAUGAGCUGAAGCAGAUCGUGGGGGAUCAGGUGCUGUACAUCCUCAGUGUGCGUUCCGCAUCGGCCUACGACGGUGGCGUCUACGAGUGCUCCAUCACCAACACCCUCACCGGCCAGACCCGCAGCCGACAAGUGGCUCUCGCCGUGCACGAAGAGAAGUCUUUCGUGUCGCUGGUCCACAGUGGCAUCGGCGUGGUGGAGAUGUUCACGCUCCUGGAGGACACGGAGUUCACCAUCUUCAUAGACUCGCACCCGGAGCCCACGCUGCUGUGGAGGAAAGACGGCCUCCCCCUGGAGAAGAGCACCUUCCUCUAUGCCCUCAACAGCCACGUCCUGGGACACCGGUAUCAGAGUAUUUUAAACCUGAAGCACCCCACGGAGCAGGACAGUGGGAAGUACACUCUGACAGCCACCACUGGACAGAAGGAGGCCCACUUCUCCUUCCAGCUCAGAGUUAGAGCUCCCAGCACGCUGCUGCCCCAGUCAGCGUCUCAGGUGCCCGUGCUGUUGCCCAUGCGCGACGAGAUGGUGGUGACGCUCGGCUCCUCCUUCCGCCUGACCUGCCGGGGCGUGGCCGAGCUGCUCUGGAGCACGCCCAGCGAGCAGACGCCGCACGAGUGGACGGUGGACGACAAGGGCGGCCUCUUCAUCAGCACCAUCACCAUGGAGAACGCCACGGCCACCGACUCCGGCGAGUACAUCUGCAGCUACAAGGGGGUCAACCAGACCGAGGAGGAGGAGGAGGAGGAGGGCAGCAUCAUAUAUGUCUUUGUGCCAGACCCUGAGGUGCUGUUCCUGCCCUCCAUGGACCCGCUGGCCAUGCACGUGAUAACGUACCACGAGGAGAUGGAGAUCCCCUGCCGCGUGUCCGACCCCACGGCCAACGUCACCCUGCUGAACGUGGAGACGGGCCAGGAGGUGCGCGCCCACUACGACCCCAAGAGGGGCUUCCUGGGCCUCUUCAGCACCGGCCCGUACGCCUGCAGGGCGCUGCUCCACGGACAGGAGUACCGCAGCGAGGACUACAUCGUACACGGAUGGGCAGAUGACUCCGGAGCCUCUGAGCUGCAGGUGGAGCUGGAGGCCAAGAGGACGGCUCUCUUCGUGGGGGAGACGCUCACCGUCAACUGCAUCGCCAAGGGCAAGGAGAUUCUGGAUGACCACUGGAAAUACCCUGGCAGAAUGUUUGGUCGUGGCGUUAAGACGGUGCGUGAGAACAGGAGAGAGCAGACCAUCAACUACUCCCUGCAAAUAGCCGAUGUCACGCUGAAGGACAGCGGCGUCUACGCCUGCUCCAUCACCGACAUCGCGAGCAACGAGAGCCAAACCAAGGAGCUAACCGUCACUGUUUACGAGACCCCGUUUGUUACCAUGGUACCCAGCUUCACACACACCGAGCUGGCGGAACUGGAUGAGGUGCGCGAGUUCAGUGUUGACAUCGACGCUUUCCCGGACGUCAAAGUCAUCUGGCAAAAAGAUGGCGUCGCUGUAGGGGACAACGCGGCCGAGAUGACCUCCACCUUCCGUCAGAUGGGCGAGACCAAGUACCGCAGCGUUCUGACGCUGAUCCGUGCGAAGGCUGAGGACAGUGGGAACUACACGGUCACGGCCGAGGCCAUGAACUUGAGUGCCCGCUACAGCUUCGCCCUGCAAGUCAAAGUCCCUGCCGUGAUCAUUGAGAUGACGGACCUCCACCACGGCUCUGCGGCGGGCCAGUCGGUGGUGUGCAUCGCCGAAGGGGAGCCCCUGCCAGACGUGGACUGGUACAUCUGCAGGAACAUCAAACACUGUGCCAAUGACUCCACCCAGUGGUCACUGCUGCCGGCCAACUCGUCUGAGGUCAGUGUGGAGACCCACGUCAACCAGGACAUGCAGCUGGAGAGCCAGGUGAUCUUCGGCCAUCUGGAGAGCACGCUGGCCGUACGCUGCAUGGCCCGCAACGACAUGGCCGCCGUGGCCCGCGAGGUCAAGCUGGUGGCUAGCGGUCCUCACUCGGAGCUGACUGUGGCAGCUGCUGUGCUGGUGCUGCUGGUCAUUGUCAUCAUCUCACUCAUUGUGCUGGUCAUUAUCUGGAAACAGAAGCCUCGCUAUGAGAUCAGGUGGAGGGUGAUUGAGUCUGUGAGUCCGGAUGGCCAUGAGUACAUCUAUGUGGACCCCAUGCAGCUUCCCUAUGACUCGCGCUGGGAGUUCCCUCGCGAUGGAUUGGUUCUUGGUCGUGUCCUGGGCUCGGGGGCGUUCGGUAAGGUGGUGGAGGGCACUGCCUAUGGCCUGAGUCGCUCACAGCCUGUCAUGAAGGUCGCCGUCAAGAUGCUCAAACCCACGGCGCGCUCCAGUGAGAAGCAGGCCCUGAUGUCAGAGCUGAAGAUCAUGACUCACCUGGGGCCACACCUCAACAUUGUCAACCUGCUCGGAUCCUGCACCAAGUCAGGGCCCAUCUACAUCAUCACCGAGUACUGUUUCUACGGCGACCUGGUCAACUACCUGCACAAGAACCGCGACAGCUUCCUGAGCAGGCACCCGGAGAAAGGCAAGAAGGAGCUGGACAUCUUUGGCAUCAACCCGGCCGACGAGAGCAGCAGGAGCUACGUGAUCCUGUCGUUUGAGGGCAAAGGGGACUACAUGGACAUGAAGCAGGCGGACACCACCCAGUACGUGCCCAUGCUGGAGAUGCGCCAGAGCUCCAAGUACUCCCACCUGCAGGGCUCCGACUACGACCACCCGCCCUCACACAAGCAGCUCAGCGAUGAAGAGGGAGAGAGCCUGCUCUCGGAGGACAGCAGUGAGGGUCUGACCACUAUGGACCUGCUCAGCUUUACCUACCAGGUGGCCCGGGGCAUGGAGUUCCUGGCCUCCAAGAACUGUGUCCAUCGCGACCUGGCAGCCAGGAACGUCCUGCUCUCUCAGGGCAAGAUCGUCAAGAUCUGCGACUUCGGCCUGGCCAGAGACAUCAUGCACGACAACAACUACGUCUCCAAAGGAAGUACGUUCCUGCCAGUCAAGUGGAUGGCUCCGGAGAGUAUCUUCGACAAUCUCUACACCACCCUCAGCGACGUCUGGUCCUACGGCAUCCUACUGUGGGAAAUCUUCUCCCUGGGUGGGACCCCUUACCCAGGUAUGGUGGUGGAUUCCAGCUUCUACAACAAGAUCAAGAGUGGCUACCGCAUGGCCAAGCCCGAGCACGCCUCCGAAGAUGUCUAUGAGAUGAUGUCGAGGUGCUGGAACAGUGAGCCAGAGAAGAGGCCGUCCUUCCUCAGCCUCAGUGACACGGUGGCCUCCCUACUACCCACAGGCUACAAGAGGAGCUACGAGCGUAUGAACCACAACUUCCUGAAGAGCGACCACCCGGCGGUGACGCGCGUGCAGAGACUGGGCAGCAGCAGCAGUAGCAGCGGGGACGAGGACGAGGACGACGCGUACAUCGGCGUCACCUACAAGAACCAGGGCAAGCUGAAGGAGCGCGAGAGCGGCUUCGACGAGCAGCGGCUGAGCUCCGACAGCGGCUACAUCAUCCCCCUGCCCGACCUGGACCCCCUGUCGGACGACGAGCACGGCAAGAGGAACCGACACAGCUCUCAGACGUCUGAGGAGAGCGCCAUAGAGACCGGCUCCAGCAGCUCCACCCUGGCCAAGCGCAUGGAGGGCGAGACCCUGGAGGACAUCACCCUGCUGGACGAGAUGUGUCUGGACUCCAGCGACAUGGUCGAGGACAGCUUCCUGUGAUCCCGGUACAGCCACACACCCCCACCCCCUCUCACCAAACACCACCCUCCCUCCACCACCCUCCACGACCAACCUGACCAAGGGGACGCUCUGAUCCUAAUAACAAUAGAUGUUCCCCUGCCCUCCCUCCUCUCCACCAUCCACCACCAUCACUCUGCUGAACGAGAUGUGUCUCAAAUCCAGACACAUAGUGGAGGGCAGCGUCUUGUGAUCCCGGUACAGCCACCCCACCCCUCACCACCCGGCUCUUCUACCACCCUCCACUACCAUGGUGGGAUAGUCAUGGUCCUGCGAUCCUGGCCACAGGCAACGCCUCCUGCUCUCCCGGCCGUCCAGCAUCCUCCACUAGCACCCUGACCAAGGGGCAGCUGUGAUGGUCGUAUAACCCCACUAGCCGAGGAAGGAGUGUAGAGGACUGCAGAGGAAAAGACUACAGGUCGCAGAGACUACAUUUCUUCAUGAUUUCUCCUUUGACAUGACUCAUCUCCUGUUUCUUGUUUUUUUUUUUUUUAAACCAACAAACCCCCGGAUGUACGGCGUAAAUGGAAGAGAAAAAAAUGGAGGGAGGAGAAAAAAAGACAUUGUUUUUUCGUGGUGGGUGGCCACUGUGAGACUUCUUGGAAUACUUUUUUCUUUUCUUUUCCUAUUGGACUUGGACAUCGACCCCCCUACUGGGGUGAAGGACUUAUUGGAGAACGGAGGAUUGUUUUCUCGAGUUGUGGAAAAGCAAAACAAAACAAAACAAAGAAAAAGCAUGACAAAGUUGUCAGUCUGUCUCUUUCUCUUGAAUUACGUAGCUGUGCACCUCACACUUAAGAUGACACAACAGCCUAUGGACAUGUGUGUCUGCGAGCGCGUGCACGCGUGCGUGUGUGCGUGAGUCUGUGUGUGGGUAAGGCUGUGUGUUGUUUAUUGUACAGAAUUUCAGUGGGCAUUCCUUACUCAGCGAGAUAAGCAAGAGGACCUAAAGAAGACCUGAAGAAAACCACCAAAAAAAACCAACAACCAACCAACCAUACACCAAGACCUCUUUAGUAGUCCAUCAAGACUGUUAAAAACCACUAUGGACAUAUAUUUAAAGAACAAAAAAAGAACCAGUGGUAUAACUAGAUCUAUUCGACUGGAUCAUUGUGGUAUUCAGCAUGGACUGCAUUUAAACUCUCUCUUAGCCACACAGAUUUUUUUCUCCUGUUGCCAGUGACAUUCAAUAAUGACCAUUCCCUUACUUUGAAUUUUAAAAAGCACAAUCGCUGAACUAUGAAUCUAUGUUCUUUUUUUUCUAUAAGCAAUCGUAGUUGUCAACAGCAACUGAAUUUGUGCAGUCGUUUGAAUUUAUUUUUGUACUCAUUAGCACAUAUAAAUAUGUAAUAUUUUGUGAAUAUUACUGUGUGUGUGUGUGUGUGUGUGUGUGCGUGCGUGCGCGUGUGCGUGUGUGUGUGAAGAAAAUGAACUUUUAUGUAAAUGAAGAAUAUGACUAAGGCUUAUACAGUAAGUUGCAUGCACCUUUGUGACUUAGACCUUUGUAAGCAUAACCGUGAUUAUGUUCCACAAUCAAAGAACCCACUCAGCAUGUUCCUUUUCACUUCAAGGCCAAAGCCAAAGCAGAAUCCAUCUAGUGUUCCAUCAAAGAACGUUCAACUUUUCAUCUUUAAAAUCUUUCCACUCCAGGAUCUAUAGUUAGUUACUUAGUUUAUGUACUGCAAAAAAUCUAUCACAUUCAUAUUUGGCCUGUAUUUUCUGUUGUACAUCAUUGUACUUAAAACCACUGCGUUCUUCGACCAAAGUCAAUACAUGCAUUAGCUUUAUGUUAGCCUGUGCUAAACGGAAUCUCCCAUUUUGAGCAAUGGCUUCAACUGGCCAGCGUUAUAAACCAAACAAGUCAAGGUACAUACCUACCUACCUAUUGUUGUGAAUAAGCUGAAAUGUGUUCCGAUGCUGUAUGUAUGUAAAGACGUUGCAUCCUUCACCUUUAUUUGCAAGUUGUGAUGAUAAUAAUUAUGCAUUACGAUUAUAGAGAGAAGAGCCAUAGUAGUCUGUUGCUGGUUGUAAGGUAUUGGCAUACUGGAGACUGGAUGGGUGUGCUGGGUUUAGAAAAAGCUUCACUUUGAUUCCCCUGUCAUUGCCCUUUAUGAAAAAAAACCCACAAACACAGAGCAGGGAGCAGCCACCAAUCUUAAAAACAAAUAUUUUUUGAUAUAAAUUGUCCAGACAAUCUGAGCAGACUGGACUUUAGCUGUGUCCUUGCCCCCCUUUUCAGCAUGCUAGUGCCAAAGCCCACCAGGCCAAAUGACGGAGGGGGGACAAAGGGGUUAGUUGUUCGAGACCUAGGGAAUGGGAGGGCCCAGAAUUGGGUUUGCAUUACAUUGUACAUAUUGAGAGAAGUGGUCUUCCGGGUGAUUUUGUCCCGGCUUCAGCCAAACCUGUCACCCGCCAAACCUUGUCACGUUGUCAUCAGACAGACACAUGUCCCCACAAGGCCGACUGUUCAAGGUUGCUGCCCUGUUUAGUGGCAGAUCCUGUGCCUUUGUUGGGAUUCCUAUAACAUCCACAGAGAAGUAAAAACACUCUUACUGGUGUAAUUACAACACUAGUACACAAUCUUAAAUAGUGUAGAUUAUAUAGGUAUUAUAGACUUGUACCAAAUGAGGUAGAUACACGGUAAGAGUACGUCUACCUGUACUUUCCGCAACUCAAAUCCCACAACUCAAAUCAUUUACAACCUAAACUGACAUUUUUGCGAAUGACGCUGUGUGCAAACCCCUCUCAACCCUUGGUAUUCCCUGGAGUGUAAUAGAACCCAUUUGUCAUUUUGUACCGUAUAGGAGCAAAUUGAAGUUUUUGUUUUGAAAGAAUUUGACAGCUAUUGUUAAUAAUAUGUGCAUGCCAAUCAGGGGCCUACCCAGGCUCACCAGGCUGAACCUGCUAGGGACCAGUGUCCUGUCUUGAGUGUGGUGUAAAUGGAAUAAGAUGGUGUAGCCUUCUAUAUAUGUGUAUUUUGCUUAAGUGUGAAUAUCCCCGUUUGAGAUUCCCAGCUAUGUCACUGCCCGACUCUGUUUUUUUUUUUUGUCCCUACUGUUGACUGUGAUAUCUCCUCGCAGUGAUUCUCCACGCUGUUGCACUUUUCCAGACCCCUCUAGGUUGACACCCUUUUGGCUAAAGCUUUUGUUUUGGAAUGGAGGACUUUUUUGUGCAUUUGUUUAAUGUCUGCUUCUGUGGCGACAGUGACGUGAAUGUUAAAGUUGUGGGGAAAGGCUGAGAGGGUGCGAAAGUAUGAAGUAUAUUCCAUGGUACAGUAUCUGUAAUAAUAGAUAGUUACUCCAAAUACCAGAAGUUAUUCUCCUGAUUUGUAAUAUGCAUUAUGAUUGUGUACAUUCAGAUGAUCUAUAUUUCAAU